AUGUCGUAUUGUGCGGUUUGUCAGCGCUCCAUUUUGUACUUCUUCCUCGAUGCCGACGCCCGUCGGGGUCUCAAACGUGCCUUGGACUUGGAACCCUUCUCCAUCUUGGAAUUUGCGAUGUAUCCUUCGGACUAUGAUGAUCGGCUUUUACACAGGUUUCAGCACUACGACUCUAUUUCUGAGCUACAAACAUCUGCAAUUUCUUGCGAGCUAUGCUCAUUGAUGCUUCCCUUCCUCCUCGAAAGCUCUAUCAUCGACUAUAACGAGGCUCAUUUCGACACUAAGUUUGCCGUAAGACGCCGAGGUGCCAUUUAUCUCCUUCCAUCGGCACAGCAUACGUCGAAUUGGAAAAACGCAGAAACACUCCCUCAGCCUGUUUAUAACAGGAAGAGCGACUUCUACUUUUUUGAUAACUUAUAUAAAUCAGGCGGAUAUAGUCAUGUUUGGGUUGAAAAACGAGCUAUCUGGGCUACGGAUCACAUCAAAUUCGAGGCAAGAGUUAAGACAAUUCAGAACUGGCUUGGCAAUUGCUUGACUGAUCACGAGGAAUGCCGUGUGCCAGAAGUUAGGCGUCCAGCACGGUUCCUUGUCCUUCAUGCGAGUGUAGAUGACGGAGAUCUCCGACUCGUCAGUACAGCCAACCUGUCCCAGUUGAACCGCAUCAAAUACACAGCUUUAAGCCAUUGCUGGGGCUCAAAUACAAAUCACGCAGCUCGCACUACUCGUGAGAACGUCCAUCAGAAGAUGACACGCAUCUCGUUUCAUUCUCUUCCGAAGACCUUCCAAGAUGCCAUCAAAGUAACCAGAGCGAUUGGCAUAUGGUUCAUUUGGAUUGACUCUCUCUGCAUUAUCCAGAAUGAUGGUGAUGAUUGGGCGAUGGAGGCAUCCAAAAUGGCCGAUGUCUACAGAGGAAGCUAUCUGACUCUAGCAGCUUCCUCAUCACCGGACGCAAAUGGAGGGCUAUUUCUAGACUGCCAAACCCCGGCGAAAGCUGUGAACUUCUCCCCUGAGUUGUUUCCACCGGAAUUUGAACAAAAGCUUCCUAAGAGCUGCUUGGUUCGUCAUCCAGUAGCUUCAAGAGCUGCGAUACUUGACGGACCACUCAGCAAGAGAGCAUGGGUCCUUCAAGAACAGAUUCUGUCGACUCGAAUCAUUCAUUUUACCAAUACCCAGAUGUUCUAUCAGUGCACAUUUGGACUAAACUCAGAGGAUGAUGUUAUCAGUAGCAGACUGUCGGAGCUCCCCAGCCUGGUGGAAUUCAAAUUUGAUUACUCAUUAAAGAGGCCUUUCCUUUGGUUCAAGUGGGUAACCGAGUUCAGCGCCCGUCAUCUCAGUUUUGAUAGUGAUAGAAUACCUGCCAUGGCUGGUUUAAUCAAACACUACGAGCACAUAUCGCUUCAACGGCCCAUCCUAGGUCUUUGGGAUGGCACUUUCUGGAUUGAUCUAGCCUGGUACGGCUAUACACCAGCGAGCAGCAAAACUCGCCACAGCAAUGAUACGUUCGAGGGCAUUCCAAGCUGGACCUGGUUCUCGUCCAAAGCCAAGCGCAUCCACAACUUAUUUGACGAUCUGUGCUUUUUAGACGGAGGUCAUUCUCCUGAGGAGAACAGCAAAGUCAAGCUAAUUCACCAUAGUUGUGACUGGACAGGACCUCCAUAUGCAUCGACAUUGAAAGGUGCGGAGCUUAGAAUAUCAGGUUCCCUCAAGCCUGUUAGGCUUCAGCAUCCUACAAGUGCAAGCUUGCCCUUCCUCGACGGCGACAAUACAUUCGACUCAAGACAAGGAUCUGAAAAUGGGCAACCGCCUGGGCUGUUGUUAUAUCUCGACAGUGUGAAAAUGGACCUUGAUCAGGAUCGGUUGUUUCUUCUCCGCCUUUUUACGGCCAACGUUAAAGAUAGCAUUUCGGACUUGGACGAUUUUGUCUUGUUACUGCGAGAAGAAAGUCAUAACAACAAUACGGUAUUUCGUCGACUGGGCGCGGGAUAUCUAGCAAGACCACAGCCUGAGCCGUUUAUUCUGUUCAGUACUACUCAUCUGAGCUGUUUGGAUGAGCCAAUGGAUGAAGAAAGCCUCGAUGAAUUAUUCAAGAAACCAGAGGCUCCACCCGCAUUUUUUGACGAUGCUCCUGUUCAAGAAGUUAUACUAGUAUAG
This is a messenger RNA of Fusarium fujikuroi IMI 58289, 2151 nucleotides long. RefSeq names its product related to tol protein. The record is from RefSeq and is a predicted model, not a curated record. The transcript has 3 exons. Bases 1 to 2151 code for a protein of 716 amino acids. Lineage: Eukaryota; Fungi; Ascomycota; Sordariomycetes; Hypocreales; Nectriaceae.